This is a messenger RNA of Penicillium taxi, 879 nucleotides long. Its product is annotated as class I SAM-dependent methyltransferase. The transcript has a single exon. Lineage: Eukaryota; Fungi; Ascomycota; Eurotiomycetes; Eurotiales; Aspergillaceae. The coding region runs from base 1 to 879 and encodes 292 amino acids. The record is from RefSeq and is a predicted model, not a curated record.
AUGGAUACCCUCCUGGCCAGCUAUCUCCACGAUGAGCGUACGCGCGAGUCCAUCAUCGAACCAAAAUUUCAGCAUCGACUUGCUCUUGGAGACGCCUGGCAGAUCAAGCCGGGCUCACGCGUAUUGGAUGUGGGAUGCGGGCAAGGUGAAUCAAGCCUAGUGCUUGCGCUGGCCACUGGCCCCACCGGCCAUAUCAUUGGCAUCGAUACGGCACCCCCAGAUUAUGGCGGACCCUAUACAGUGGCUCAAUCGCAGAAGCACAUCCAGGCCUCCGUUUUGGGCAAGCAGAUCGAAUUUCGACGUGCCGAUAUCGCCAGCCUACUGAGCGAUGACGAAUACAGGAGCCGGCCCUUUGAUGUCGCGGUUCUCUGCCACUCUUUGUGGUAUUUCCAAAACCAGACCGCCAUGGCCGAGGUCUUCCGACUCCUCGCCAGCGUAAAGGUGCGCUAUCUCUGUUUAGCCGAGUAUGGCUCGAGGGCGUCGCGACCAGAGCAGACCCCACAUGUGCUAGCGGCGGGCGCACAGUCCAUUUUCAAUGCAUUGCGCAAGUCGACAGCAAAUGGCGUGCGAGAGCCUAACGUGCGUAGCGCACCGACACCGGAGGAGAUAGUAUCUAUAGCAGGGCAGUUUGGGUGGCGCGAGGUCCGAUCAGGUUAUCUGCAGCCGGUGCGGGGGAUGCGAGAUGGGCACUGGGAGGUUCAAUUCGUCUCGUCCUCCCUGUUCCAGAGAUGGAUCCGGGAUGAGGGGUUGGAAGAUGACAAGUCGCUCUCGGAUGCAAUCCGAGCCGUCGACCAGUCCACGCAAGCCUUACGGUCGGAGGGGGUGGACAAGUGGGAUACCAUGGAUGUGUAUUGGGCGGUAUUGGAGUUGGACCUAUGA